AUAAGGGUAUGGGUUGAUGUAUAAUAAAUAAAUAUUAGGGGGAAUCAUUCUGUAUUUUUUAAUACUUUUUAGAGGGUUUAGUUGAAAAAGUGAAUAUUGAAGAGGGUGAAGUGCAAUUUUUAUUGAUGUUGAAUCGAGAGAGUUAUUAUUAGCAAGUUAAGAGAUGGGUUAUCACGCGACACGCACAUGCUUUAACGGUUUCCCGGUUAAACACCGCCAUCUGGCAACGGCAUUGUGUGCGAUCCCCAAGGCCCGCCUCUCUUUUGCCUCUUUGGACUGGCGGAAAUACCGAGUCAAUUCUGCUAUUCAAAUCCCUCGCAGUUUCCACUCACUUCUCUCUCUAGCACAAAAUUCCAUGGGUUCUGGUGUGAAAUCCAACAAGGAAUCUCGCAUCCCGGAGGAAGCGAAGAAGAUUCUGAAAUCUCUGGCCGCGGAAUGGAACGACAUAUCCGAUGCUGACGCGCUGCAGGUGAUUCCCCUCAAGGGCGCCAUGACUAACGAGGUCUACCAGAUCAAAUGGCUUACCAAUUCCACUCGUCAUGCGUCCAGGAAAGUGUUGGUGAGGAUUUAUGGAUCCGGCGUCGAAGUUUUUUUCAAUCGUGAAAAUGAGAUCCGUACUUUUGAGUUCAUGUCCAAGCAAGGCCAGGGCCCUCUGUUGCUUGGCCGCUUCCCUAAUGGCCGUGUCGAGGAGUUUAUUCGGGCUAGGACACUCACAGCAGGUGAUUUGCGUGAUCCUGAGAUAUCUGCUCUUAUUGCAACUAAAAUGAAGGAAUUCCACAGUCUAGAUAUGCCGGGGCCCAAGACUGUUGCUCUUUGGGAUAGACUUCGCAAGUGGCUUAAUGAAGCCAAACGUCUAUCUUCGCCACCGGAAGCUGAGGAAUUUCGCUUGAACAUUCUCCAAGAUGAAAUAUCAGAACUGGAAAAGAAUCUCUCGAUUGGUCAUCAACUUGUAGGAUUUUGCCACAAUGAUUUGCAAUAUGGUAACAUAAUGAUGGAUGAAGAAACCAGAUUGAUAACCAUAAUUGAUUAUGAAUAUGCAAGCUACAACCAUGUAGCCUUUGAUAUUGCAAAUCAUUUUUGCGAGAUGGCUGCAGACUAUCAUACUGAAACUCCACAUGUUCUGGACUAUAGUAAAUAUCCAGGUUUGGAGGAGCGUCAAAGAUUCCUGCGUAUCUAUCUGAGUGGUUCAGGCAAUCAACCUAGCGACUUAGAGUUGGGGCAACUACUUGAGCAAGUGGAGAAGUACACUCUUGCAAGCCAUCUUCUUUGGGGCUUAUGGGGAAUAAUCUCGGAGCAUGUUAACAAAAUUGAUUUCGACUACAUAGAGUAUGCAAGACAGAGGUUUCAACAGUACUGGGCAAAGAAAUCUGAAGUACUGGGAUUUUCAAGUUCGAGAAAACAAUAGCUUAUGGUGAAACUUGUUCCCUGGAAUGCUGAAAGAUAACUACUGUGAGGAGUUCCUAUCAAUGAUAGAUGGCCUGAAGUCCUCUGCGGCUGAUUCUACCGAUUAAGGGAUUCUCUGGCAGUAAAAGUAUAGAGUGAUACUUUGGGCCCUUCGGACAAAGAUUUUUUCCGAUCAUAUGUACAGUGAGGGCACAUAAAUGCUCUUUCAAUGUUUGGUUGAUGCUUUUCUGCACUUUGGAGAAAUAGUUUUUUGAUCAUACUGUACAGUGAGGGCACAUGGAUGCACUUUCAGUGAAUUCAUAUUAGGUUGAUGCUUU
Molecule: messenger RNA, 1721 nt
Organism: Sesamum indicum (sesame)
Lineage: Eukaryota; Viridiplantae; Streptophyta; Magnoliopsida; Lamiales; Pedaliaceae
Product: putative choline kinase 2
Biological process (GO): phosphatidylcholine biosynthetic process; phosphatidylethanolamine biosynthetic process
Cellular component (GO): cytoplasm
Molecular function (GO): ethanolamine kinase activity; choline kinase activity
Source: RefSeq, a predicted model, not a curated record